UAAUCAUAGCAGCCACAAAAUUGCUGGCUUCUUGAUAGGAACAUUUUUCUUGAUUAUACCAACAUCUCGAAUUGAGUUUCAGCUCGAUAAGAACAACGCCCAUGAAACUAACAACUUCGCUAACUUUACUGACAAGCUUCUCCAGCAGUCAAAAGAGAAUUCAUUUCUCUCUGAGCAACUGCAUCAAAGAGUGAGAAUUCUCUGCUGGAUCAUGACAAAUCCCAUCAACCAUCAGAAGAAGAUGGAUAAUGUGAAACGCACCUGGGGUAAACAUUGUAAUAAUCUCAUCUUCAUGAGCUCAGCCAAGGAGACUGAAUUAGAUGUUGUCCCGCUUGCCAAUGGACCCAACAAGACCAAAGAGGCCCUGGAAUACAUCUAUGAAAACCACAUCGAUGAUGCGGAUUGGUUUCUAAAUGCGGACGAUGACACCUACACAAUCGUUGACAGUAUCCGCUAUAAGCUACAGUUCUACGAUUCCAAAUCUCCAGUUUACUUUGGCUGUAAGUUUAAUCAGGAUGAUAUAUCAAUAGGAGCUGGUUAUGUGCUCAGUCAGGAGGCAGUGCGUCGAUUUGUGGAGGAUGCUCUGCCAACUCCAAAUUUGUGCAGUGACCACAUAGAAAUGAGAAAAUGCAUGGAAACUUUGAAUGUGAUGGAAAGCGAUUUAACAGAUGCCAAUGUCGAAGAUAGAUUGUGUCCUUUCCUACCAGUUAAUCAAUUAAUUCCGAAUCAAUAUUAUAAUAAUAACAGGAAGUCUUUAUUCUGGCAUCAAAUCUAUAAAUUUAUAGAGAAAUCAGAAUGUUGCACUGAUAAUGAAAGGCCUAAUCCAUUUUAUCUAUUGGAAUAUUUGAAAUACCAUUUAAGAACGCAUCAAUUCAUAAAUACUUUAAAAGUAUUGCCUACAAAAUAGGAAUCUCAAGUGCCAAAUGAGAACACAAGUUUUUGAAUUGUGUUUUAAAAGAGAUUGCAAAUAAUUUACAAAUAUAAA
Messenger RNA from Drosophila nasuta, 985 nucleotides. RefSeq names its product glycoprotein-N-acetylgalactosamine 3-beta-galactosyltransferase 1-like. Bases 212 to 907 code for a protein of 231 amino acids. Gene Ontology annotation, cellular component: membrane. Gene Ontology annotation, molecular function: N-acetylgalactosaminide beta-1,3-galactosyltransferase activity. The record is from RefSeq and is a predicted model, not a curated record. The transcript is spliced from 2 exons. Lineage: Eukaryota; Metazoa; Arthropoda; Insecta; Diptera; Drosophilidae.